AUGCUUGUCGUUGUUCAGAACCAGGUUAUCAAUGAUUUUCUCGAAGACGAUCUCGGCGACCUGCACGGCGCUCUGCCAUUGAGCAAUCCCAAUCACCUGACACUAGGACCUGAUAACUUCAGCCUGGUGGACUUUUUGCGCUCAUGGGCCCGUUCUGGCCCUUCACGGGAUGGCCAUCCCGCACCACCUCUUGAAGCGCCGCGAACGCUCAUCGCUGAUAAGAACACACACCGGAUAAAUUACGAGCAGCUCAAAGGAGACCAGUGCGACUUCCAGGGCGUCAGUUGGUCGAAACUGGGUGUAUCGCGCAGCAAAGCGAGGGAUCGUCGCCGGGCGACUUAUAAGAACUAUGUCAAUAAGGCCGGCUCUGAUAAGUGGCAUCCAAGCCUCCCGGACCGGUAUGCCAUGCCCCGCGACAAUUACUUCCGAUUCAAAAGUAUGGAUAUACGGCGUGAUACACGCUUGUUGCAUUUCCAGUUGCGCAACAUCUUAGCAUGCACUUCUCGUACUCGGGCUUUUUUCCCGGGCUCCAACGCUAUCCGAGAGCUGGACCCUACUACAGGACGGACAAGGAAAGCAAUGGACUUCGGCCACCACAGCGACGUGCAAGUAUCCACCAUCGCUGCUACCGACGAGAUCUUGGUAGCUGGCAGUUUUCUAGGCGACUACCGCUAUCGAAAUAUAAACUCGGAGGAUCGUGACUUCACCGAGGGGAAACUGACUGAGCACAUCAGUGGUAUCACCAACCAUGUACAAAUACAUUCCGCCCGGCGUUCGUCUGCCCCUAUAGCCGCCUUCGCCUCCAACGACUUCGGGUUCCGGACAGUGGACCUCACAACCAACCAGCUUCUUUUUGAGAGCAUGUACAAUUACCCUUUAAACUGCUCAGCGAUUAGUACUGAUCAAAGACUGCGCGUCAUGGUGGGCGACCACACGAAUGUCCUCAUCACGGAUGCCGAGACUGGAGAGAUAUUACAGGACCUCAGCGGUCAUCGAGACUUUGGUUUCGCUUGCGACUGGGCUCCUGAUGGCUGGACGGUCGCAACUGGCUUUCAGGACAAGAGCGUGCGGAUAUGGGAUGCGCGGCGGUGGACCAACAAUCACAAUGGCGAAGGCGCGCCAAUAGCAGUAUUGCGAUGCGAUAUGUCCGGCGCCAGGAGUCUUCGGUUCUCUCCUCUUGGUUCCGGAAAGCGCCUGUUGGUGGCUGCUGAGGAAGCAGACAUAGUGAGCAUUUUCGAUGCUCAAACCUUCGACACACAGCAGAAGAUUGAUAUGUUUGGCGAGAUUGGUGGCACGGCAUUUGCAGAUGAUGGUCAGGUGUUGAUGGCGCUGAACACCGACCCGGCCCGCGGCGGAAUUGUACAGUUUGAGAGGUGCGACGGCGGUACCGAAGAUGCUUUCAACACCAAUGACUGGGACCUGAGCCGUCGGUCAGGACCACCGCGAACAUCGUAUAGAUAUGAUUGGGGCGCCACUACCAAGGACACAUUAGGACUUUCGCAGUCACUGGAGACAUUGACCGAGCGAAGAAGAAAAGCUGUAGCCAGCAGUAACCUCGAGCCAUUUUGA
This is a messenger RNA of Truncatella angustata, 1569 nucleotides long. RefSeq names its product quinon protein alcohol dehydrogenase-like superfamily. The transcript has 2 exons. The record is from RefSeq and is a predicted model, not a curated record. Gene Ontology annotation, molecular function: protein binding. NCBI's taxonomy places the organism in Eukaryota, Fungi, Ascomycota, Sordariomycetes, Amphisphaeriales, Sporocadaceae. The coding region runs from base 1 to 1569 and encodes 522 amino acids.